UUGCGGCGGAGAGAUUCUCGCACGUGCCGCUGGAAUCCAGUCCAUGUUUCGAUUUGGACUUGAAGGCGGCGGAAUUCGCAGAAUACAUCAGGAAAGACCUCGGGGAAUUGGCCACGGCCGCCGCCCUAAAGCAGCCUUCGCAGCUCUUGGUGGCGGCGUGCGACGCUCUCGUUGACAAGUUGUCGUCUUCGACUGACUACAGACAGUCAGAGAUUUUCCUGCGUAUGGGCAUCCCCCACGCCUUGGAUGCCGAUAUCUCUCGGAUAUGGACGGCGUGUGCGACACCUGACGCGGCUGUGGCGAUCAGGCUGGCAAGCAACGAGUAUGGGACUUUUAUCACCAGAGCCGUGUUCUGGGUGGCUCACGCAACAGAGCCCUUGUCCAUUCCCGAGCUCGAUGCCAUUCUAGCAUUCGAAUGCACUCGGCGACCGGGCAAUCCUUGGCCAUCGACACACGGCAGCAUAGCCAACUUGCCUGAUAUUCUCCCCGGGGUCGUGCAGAUCUACAGCGGUCGGUUGGCGCUUUGUGGAGGCCUCCCCGCCCAGACGCUUGACGAGCUCUUCCGGACGACGCUCCAGGGCCAUUCGGUCGCCUGUCCCUCGGCUGAUACAUACAUCGCUCACGUGUGCCUCGAAUACUUGAUGAGCCACGUCUGGAAGCCUCCGAUGGCUCUCGAUCACAAACAGACAAUGGCGCGGUAUGCCGCUCGGCAUUGGCUUUGCCAUUAUCGACGCGCCGGCCCUUGCCCGCCGGAUGACCCCCUCUACUCGGCAUUUGCCAGUGACGACGCGAACGUCGACCGCUGGAUCGAUCUUUUGGAAUUCAUCCUGCCAGAAGCCGGUCGGCAAUAUGGCAAGGGCAAGGGCGAGGGAGGCGAGAAUAACCAGCGUCCUGACGGCAAGCAGCUUCGCGGUCGCCUUCACAUCGAUUCCUUCCGGAUGCUGGAGGUGUGUCAGUGGCUAUACCUCGGUCGGUCGUCCGAGGCGGUGCUGGACAGGCUACUCGUCAUAGCUUCCGAGCGGACCGACCGGGAGCUUCUCCUGGCCCUCUGCAUGGAUUUGGCGACGUUCGACAAACAGGCGGUGAUACGAGCCGUAGGGACUAUGCCCUGGGAGCUCGGCGAGGGCGUUAUGGCCAAAGCCGACGUGUUCGGGGAUCCGCAGGAAAAGGCCGACGCCUACUUGACGGCAGUGGCAUUGGGGAAUACCAAAGCGGCAGAUGGCAUUUUUGCCCAACUGGUGAGCCAGCCGCCUCCAAUGUGCUUCUCGAGAGCCCUCCAGAUUGCCUGCGAUUUUGACGAUGCGGCGGCGGCCGAGUCGAUCCUCGACGACGAGGGAGCCUGGGGCCCGAUGGUGAGGGAGGCGAACCUUAAGGACUCGGGCUGGACGGUUGUGCACUCGGCUGCACAGAGCGGCCAUGACAGCAUCGUCGCCCGGCUUGGCGAGCUCGACGUUCGCAUGGACACGCCAACCGCGGAAGCGGAAACGAGGCCGCUGCUCAUCGCCGUCUCGCACGGCUUCACGCAGCUGGUCCAUACCAUGUUAUCCUACACUGGCAAGGUCGACCGCAACCUCAACCUCCUCCCUGCUGAUGGGCCCGGCACCAGUCCUCUGCACGUCGCCUCGCGUUACGGCUUUUAUUCCCUCGUCCGCCUUCUGGUGUCAAACGGGGCUGACGCAGGCGCAAGGGACGCAAAUCUAGACCUUCCGCUUCACCUUUCACUCCGAAACGGCCACAGACGGACUUCUUCGUAUCUCUUGACCCAGCUUCGGGCCGCGCCUUCGAAUGUCGAGGACGGGGAGAUGCCUGUGGACAUUGUUAGUCCCGACAUCGGACACGGGGAUAUCGGUGUAUUUGACCGGCCACUGUCCCGGAGUUUCUUGGACGACUGGGGCGUGUACGCAGAGAUACAGGCGGGCGAUGAUGCGAUAUCCACAACCGGCGGCGCUGCCCGACGCGGCAGUGUAGCCGGAGCGGGACCCGGACCCGGACCCGGAGCGCCGGACGCGGCUAGUCUCGACAGCCCCGUCAACGCAGUCAACCGGGGCGGCAUGACGAUGCUCAUGGAAGCGGUCAAGCACGACCGACACGACGGCGCAUUUGUCCGUGCACUUGUGGACAAGGGUGCGCUCCUCUCCCUUUCCCCCGACGACAAGCCCACAGCGCUACAUCUGGCGGCGCAGAGAGGUUCGGUCAGCCUGGUGCGCUAUCUCGCCGACAAGGGGGCCAGCGUCGACGGAGCCUGCCUGAAGAACGGAUUUACGCCGCUGCACUACGCCUGCUACUGGGGUCGGGCCGAGGCGGCCGAGGAGCUCUUGGGUCGCGAUGCGAGUCUUAGCGCCACGGACAGCUCGGGUCGUACGCCGUUCGUGGCGGCCUGUCGCAGCGGCCAGGUGCACAUGGUGAAGCUGCUGCUUCUGCGUGCUGCCCCUGCCGGCGACGGUGAGCGUCAGAGAGCGACUGUCGAGGCGGUCCGGCAAUCCCGGACCAUGGUGGUCGAGCUCCUCCUGGACUCGGGCUGCGACGCCAACGCGCGGGACAUGCAGGGCUACUACAAAGACAGCCUGCUCCACAUCGCCGCGUCCAACGGCCACGCCGGGCUCCUCCAGUUGCUGCUGCUGCGGGGCGCUAGGCACGACGCCGUGGACACGAAGGGGGGCCCGCCGCUGUUCGACGCCAUCUGGAGCGACGUGGUCGAUUCGGCACGGAUGCUGCUCGAGGCCGGCGCGAACCCGGAUGCCGAGAGACAAACCGACGAGACGCCUCUGUCGAUAGCCAUCUCCAGCAAUAGGGCGCAGGUGGUGCGCAUGUUGCUGCAGAGAGGCGCCAAGCUGAGGCGCCCGCCAUCCUGGACCAUGUGCGAGAACAAUCUCGAGCUCGCGCUCGGGCAGUCGAGCACCAAGGUAGCCAUCGUCCUGGUCGAGGCCUACACCCGGAGCGCCAGUGCUGGUGGUGGUGGUGGUGGUGUCGCGCCCGACGGGUGUACGGCAGCCAAGGCCCUGAGGUUGGCUGUCAAGUACCACUGCUUGCCGCUGCUCCGACCCAUUCUGGACGAAUGGGGUGGCGCCAACGACCUUAUCGACCCAGACGACGACAACAACGACGGCAUCGACGGCGACGGCACAGCAUUGCAUUUUGCCGCCUCGAGGGGUGAACUCGAGGCGAUGGAGGUCAUCCUGGAGGCCAAGACCACCGACGCCAACAGGGUGGCGGGCCGACAUGGCACUGCACUUCAGGCCGCCGUCCUCGCCAAUGACAAGCAGCUCGAGAUGGUACGCAUGCUCCUUGAUCGCGGGGCCGACCCGCGCGUCGUCGGUGGCCCCCACGGCACCGCUCUCAACGCGGCCGCCUUCCGUCGUCUCCGAGACGUCGCCAGCCUUAUCAUCGAGCGGUGGCCGACAACGACAACAACCGGCUCCGCCGACGCCGACCGGUCCGCGCCGAGGAAGCACGGCACGCCAUUGCAGGCGGCCCUCAGAGGCCUCGUCCACAGGCCACAUGAGCGGGACGAGCCCAUCGACAGCCUCCUGGACAUCCUCUACAGGCACGACAGCUAUCUCGGGGCGUGCGAGGGUCCCUCACGCCGGUCGCUGCUGCACAUGGCCGCCCGGGCUCGAUGCCCAGCCGCGGUCGAGUGGCUCCUGGCCCACGGGCUCCCCGCAUCCACGGUCGACGCCGUGGGGCGGCGGCCCAUGCACAUCGCCAUCCACGCCGGCGACUGGGAGGUGACGCGGCUGCUGCAGAAGGGCGACACCCGCCUCCACACGUCCGACUACCAGGGCCGGGGCGGCCAGCACUACGCGGCCGUGUCCGAAUCGCCGCAGCUUGUAGAGGCCAUGUCCCCCAUCACCUUCUUCAAGAACAACGUGGGGCCGCCCGAAGACGCCGCCGCCCCACGCCCGGACCUGCUCCGCGAGGCCGUGAAAAGGCUGACCUCGAUCUACUUCACCGCGCCCGACGCCGACGGCUGGACGCCGCUGCACUGGGCCUGCCGGAAGCGCGACAACCUCGUCGUCAUCUCCUACCUGCUGGAAAACGGCGCCGACGUCAGGGCGAGGACCGAGUCCGGAUGGACCCCGCGCCACGUGGCCAUCUUCCACGACAACGGCGGCGACGAGACCCUCCGUCUACUCGGCAAAUCCGACACCGACACCGACACCAACGUCGACGACGACGACGACGACAGUGAUGAGGGAAGCGACUUACCCAAGGAGCCAGGCGCGGCGCACAGCGUCAGCUGCGAAGCCUGUUUCUGCCCUAUUUACGGUGAACGAUACCGCUGCACCAAGGAGGCAUGCGGUGACUUCAACCUGUGCUUCAAGUGCGCCAAACACGUCGACAGGAUCCAUCCCCGAGGGCACUUGAUAGUGUCGGAAGGCGAGUGGGUCGAGGUGACGCAAGGAGAAACGAAAUGAUAGAAAAGGGAAAAAAGAAUGUUUUUUUUCUCUCACUUGGGAUCUUGGCUCUUCUCCCCCAAAAGCCUUGUGGAGGCCCUUGCUAGCUUCCAUGGAAUGCAGACCUAGGCAGCAGCAGCAGCGUUUCUUCUCGCUAUGCUCGGGACUUUUCGGCGUUGGCACUUCUGGGAUGUUAAUCUAUCCGCGCUACCCAUGGGAGAAGAUAAUACCAUUCGCACCACGAACAUCCCGUGUUUUUAUAUAGGUACCGACGGGAGGCGGCCUGGCACGGCGGAAAUGGCGGGUUUGCACUACAUAAGCUAAAAUGCCAUGUUAAUAUAGUAGCAGAGGCUCUUAUUGUGUGAGCAGAGUAGCUGCACAUGCAAACUCUGAGCGUGACCGACCGAGGGACCGUCUUAUUCCCCUUCUCUCAAGACCGCUAUCGCCGGCCUCAUGCUCCUUAUGCCGCCC
Molecule: messenger RNA, 4865 nt
Organism: Gaeumannomyces tritici R3-111a-1
Lineage: Eukaryota; Fungi; Ascomycota; Sordariomycetes; Magnaporthales; Magnaporthaceae
Exons: 2
Coding region: 225-4415 (1396 amino acids)
Molecular function (GO): zinc ion binding; protein binding
Source: RefSeq, a predicted model, not a curated record